UUCCAGGACAGUUGAGGACUUCGUUGACCCUUGUGGGAAGAGGUGCGGUCUCAUACCGAGAGCUUAAGCGCUCACUUGCUCUCUGGGGCCCUCCACACCCCUGCAGCCUCUGCUUCUGUCUCCAUUCACUUCCCCCCUGGCCACCGCCAUGGGAAGAUGCCAUGUCCUCAGCAGGGACUUUUCCUGGGCUGGACAGGAUUGGGCCCGAGAGCUGGCAGGCCCCCAAGGGUUUUGGGAUCCUUCAGGUCACCCCCGCUGGGUUCCUUCACAGCUUGGGGACAGUGUACAACCUCAGCGGAGACGUCAGGCUUCUGCAGGGCCCUGGACCCUCAGCUCCCCGACCAGUCUGGUCCCAGGGAGACCCAGAGCGCCCGGGAUGCAGGCCAAGCCCAGGUUCUCACCAUGCUCUCCACCGGAACUCGAGGCCUAGACAUGCCAUUCUCAAAGGAUGUCAUGCCCCCAACCCAACCUCCAGUCGGAUAUUCCUGGUAUCUCCCAAGCCUGUUUGCUGCUUUUGAUGUAGUGCUGCUGGUCAACUUCAGUGUCCUCUUCUUGACAUUCCUGUGCCAGUGUCUGGCUGAGAACAGGGAGUGGGCCUUUCCAGAGGUUACAGGUCUUCUUUUUGUCAUCACGUUCUGCAGCCUGAUUUCUCUCAAACUUCUGACCCUGGAAUCUUGCAUCGAGAUUCCUGCAAAAGGAUCCCAGCAUUCCAUAUGUGGCAUGGGUGUACCACAGGGCCUUCCAAAAGAUGUGGUGCCCAGAGUGCUGCUUCCACUGCUGCUUUGAACCUUCCACUAUUCCUUUUGCAACAUCUGGGUAGAGGUGGCCCGAUAAGCAAUGGACUCCUAACUGUGCUCUAACAAUGGAAAUGCCAGUUUCUCCCUGGAGACAAGACCCUGUGAGUAGGGCCAAGCAUAAGCAGCCUAAAGUGCUGGGAUGGAGUAGGCUUGAGCACCUGGGCGUGAUGGAGGCCAGGACAGAUAGACUCUUGAGGCCUGUCUACUCUCCCCUAGAAGUUUGGCCACCACUGCAGCUUCAUCGUGGCUGUACCUUCCACCAGAGACUUGCUGGAGCAUCUCAUCCUAGAGAUGCUGAUCCAGGCUGUGGCAGUGAGCUCCACCAGACACCCCUACAAGGGCCAGGU
Molecule: messenger RNA, 1144 nt
Organism: Ictidomys tridecemlineatus (thirteen-lined ground squirrel)
Lineage: Eukaryota; Metazoa; Chordata; Mammalia; Rodentia; Sciuridae
Source: RefSeq, a predicted model, not a curated record